GGCCCGGCUUGCGUUGGUUCGGUCUUCUCCUCCCCUAGUUAUUUUUCCAGGAGCAGUUUUUCACGUGUGUCACCAUCUGGCUGACACAGCUCUGUGAUGUUCUCUUAGCUACUUUAAGAGCAUAUGUCAAAUAUGUAUUAAUUUUUAUAACUCUGGAAUCGGUUAAUUCAUGGAAGAAGAAAUCAUUGUAGGUUUGGUGUCUUGGAAGUAUGGAAUCAAUCUCUAUGAUGGGGAGUCCCAAGAACCUCAAUGAAACUUUUCUACCAAAUGUUGCCAAUGGCAUCAAGGAUGCCAGUAAGGUCACAAUAGGCAUCAUUGGAAGUGGAGACUUCGCUAAGUCCUUGACAAUCAGACUUAUCAGAUGUGGGUACCACGUGGUCGUAGGGAGCAGAAACCCUAAACACGCUGCUGACUUCUUUCCCCAUGUGGUUGAUGUCACUCACCAUGAAGAUGCAGUAACUAAAACAAACAUCAUUUUUGUAGCCAUACACAGAGAACAUUACAUCUCUUUGUGGGAUCUCAAACAUUUGCUUGCUGGUAAAAUUCUGAUUGAUGUCAGCAAUAAUACAAGAGUAGACCAAUAUCCAGACUCCAAUGCAGAGUAUUUGGCAUCACUUUUUCCAGAUUCCCUAAUUGUCAAAGGAUUCAAUGUCAUUUCAGCUUGGUCAUUGCAGUUAGGACCAAAGGAUGCCAGCAGACAGGUCUAUAUAUGCAGUAACAAUGUUCAGGCUCGCCAUCAAGUUAUUGAGCUAGCCCGCCAGCUCAGUUUCAUUCCUAUUGAUUUGGGGGCAUUGUCAUCUUCAAGGGAGAUUGAAAACCUGCCUCUGCGACUGUUCACCCUGUGGAAGGGGCCUGUAGUGAUUGCCAUUAGCCUGGCAACGUUUUUCUUCAUCUAUUCCUUUGUCAGAGAUGUCAUCCAUCCGUACAUGAGAAAUCAGCAGAGUGACUUUUACAAGAUUCCCAUUGAGAUUGUGAACAAGACUCUGCCCAUUGUUGCUAUCACUUUGCUUUCUCUGGUAUAUUUGUCAGGACUUAUUGCAGCUGCUUAUCAGCUUUACUAUGGCACCAAGUAUCGGCGAUUUCCUCCUUGGCUGGACAACUGGCUCCAGUGUCGGAAGCAGCUUGGGCUGCUCAGUUUUUUCUUUGCAGCGGUGCACGUGCUGUACAGCCUCUGCUUGCCUAUGAGGAGAUCGGAGCGGUACCUGUUCCUCAACAUGGCCUAUCAACAGGUUCAUGCAAAUGUUGAAAAUUCUUGGAAUGAGGAAGAAGUGUGGCGAAUUGAAAUGUAUAUCUCCUUUGGAAUAAUGAGCCUUGGAUUGCUUUCUUUGCUGGCAGUAACUUCUAUCCCUUCAGUAAACAGUGCCUUAAACUGGAGGGAGUUCAGUUUUAUUCAGUCUACUCUUGGAUACAUUGCUCUGCUUAUAAGUACUUUCCAUGUACUGAUUUAUGGAUGGAAGAGAGCUUUUGAAGAAGAGUAUUACAGAUUUUAUACACCACCAAAUUUUGUUCUUGCCCUUGUUCUGCCUUCCAUUGUAAUCCUAGGUAAGAUCGUGUUACUUUUGCCAUGUGUAAGUAGGAAACUGAGGAGAAUUCGAAGAGGAUGGGAGAAAAGCCAUGUUAUAGAAGAAGUAAGCGGGUCUGUUCCACAUCUCUCCCCAGAAAGGAUAACUGUAAUGUGAUGAUAUCUGCUAACACUGUUGUACAUGUUUGGGCUUUGGUUUUUUUGUCAUAAACCUGCAUUUUUAAGAGUUUAGUUAAGUAGGAGUCUUUGUAAAGUCUCUUGCUUGACAUAUAGUACAUGCUCUUACCAAAACUAUGAGAAGUUUGUAACUAGAAGACUACUACUUCUGAUAACUACAAAAAUAUUUUUGUUUUGGAUUACAAAGGGACGAUGAUUAUGAAAUUUUAAAAAAAUCAUGUUCCUUUGCACAGUUAUAUCACAAUAGUAUUUUAUUAGAACCAGGCUUUACAGAUUUUUUUUUUACUUAGAGCAUAUAUGUCAAUGUGCUGUUUAUUAAUUUGACAUUUUCUGGGCAGUGUUUCUUCUAUUAAAACCACAUUUCUGGGUUAAUGAGUUCAGAAUAUAAAGUAAAUUAUAUAGAAAAUAACCAGGGUUUGAAACAAAUUAAUUUGUAAUGAUCACAGAAUCACAGAACGGUUUGAUUUGGAAGGCACCUUAAAAAUCAGUAAGUUCCAAUACCCCCCUCAUGGGUCUUGUCAACUUUCACUAGACCAAGUUGCUCAAAGCCCCAUCCA
Molecule: messenger RNA, 2256 nt
Organism: Sturnus vulgaris (Common starling)
Lineage: Eukaryota; Metazoa; Chordata; Aves; Passeriformes; Sturnidae
Gene: STEAP2
Product: STEAP2 metalloreductase
Biological process (GO): copper ion import
Cellular component (GO): endosome; plasma membrane
Molecular function (GO): cupric reductase (NADH) activity; ferric-chelate reductase (NADPH) activity
Source: RefSeq, a predicted model, not a curated record